Molecule: messenger RNA, 1981 nt
Organism: Triticum urartu
Lineage: Eukaryota; Viridiplantae; Streptophyta; Magnoliopsida; Poales; Poaceae
Source: RefSeq, a predicted model, not a curated record
CCUGCCUUUCCUUCACCUACCUCUUUCCUCCCACCUUCCUUUCUUCCAGUCUACUCCUCCUCCUCCUCUCCACCAAAUCUCGAAAUCCAGCGCAGAUUUGCGCCGAGGGAGCGCGUCGACGACGCGUCCAUGGCCGCCGCCGCGUUCUCCAUCAGGGAUUACGCGGCGAGCAUGAGGUGCAAGACAGGGGCGGAGGGGCUGCUUCUCUUGGGAAUCGAGGAUCUCCCGCCUCUCAGGGCGCCGAGGUGCCGGUGGUGGGCGGACGAACUCGCCUCCGCCGUGGCUGCCGCAGCUGGGGCGGCGUCCCCGAGGAGGGCGCCAGGGAAGGCGAAGCCGACGAAGAAGCGGUCCAUCUCCGACCUCUUCGCCGCGGCGCCCCCCUUGGCCGCGCCCCCCGCCGGUGAUGCCGGAUGCAAAGAGCAAACGGAGGUGGACGACGACGAGGCGCUGUGCGCGAUCGCGAGGCGGGCCAAGGAGGAGAAGAAACGGAAGAGAAAGCUGCAAGAAGAGGAGGCGGGGCAGAAGGAGGAGACGGCGGCAGUUGCUGCCGCGCCGGAGAGCAGCGGAGGCCGGGAGCCCAAGGGGAAUUUCGCUGCCAGCAAGGUACGUGGUCCAGCCCAACCCAAGUUUUCUCUGUCUGCCAAUGCAAUGAUAUUGCCUGCCACGUAUUUUUACCUUUUUUAUCUCGUAAGAAUUGAUGGAACGAUUGGUUCCGGUCUUGAUUGACUUGCUCAGGAUGGUUAGAUGCUUGCUAGCUCCAUAUACGUAAUUAGAUUUUGGUUGUCUUACUGCCAUGUUAUUAGUAGUAUUAGCAGCUAAUGUGAUUGUUAUUUGUCGAUACAUAUUGUGGGGGCAAUUAGUUAUGGCUGGUUCUACAUGGGAUAUUGUAUGUUAGAUGUGCCGAUCCCAGUUCCUAAUCUAUUCUGAACCAGGCCUAGCUAGUUCGUCUAGAAGAUUGUGUGGUUACUCGAUAAUGGCUGCUUGCAGGUGCACGUCGAUUUUCUGGCCAAAACCUUUAAGCGGCUUGUGCUAACUGCUAACGUUAACGAUCAGUGUGUUUUCUUUCUUGGUACAUUUGCUAGCACUUUUUUACUAUCUAUAGGCGAAAAUCUUGUUAUUUCAUGCUUAAUUGUGGACUUUGAUCGAUCAGUCCAAGUCGGGGAAUGGGACAUAAUUCUUGUGACCAUUUGUGCAAAUCUUGGACGAACUUGAUGACGUUGAUAGCUGCUCAUGCAGUGACUUAGGACCAAUAUCAUCAUUAAGAAUCCGAUAGAUUAUAUGAUGACCACCAAUAAUCGAACCGCUAGUGGUAGUGCACUCUAGACCGGCUAGCUGGUACUGCACAGCAUAUGUACCAUAUCUUAGAGCAUCUACGGCAGGACCUCUCAAACUCGCCUCAUACACCCGGCAGGCCGCACGGUCAUUGUCUAGUCACGUUUUUUGUCCCAGACGGGCUUCAUAAAAGGGCCUCAAACGCCCGGGCUGACCGUCACCCCAUAUCCAGCCCAAAUAUGGGGCAAUAUGGGACGUUCGGGAACGCCCACCACGUCGGUCUGACGGCCUGACGGCGGGGUCUCACGUGGAAACGCCAGGAAACCCGAUGGUCUGACGAAUGCCGCGUCCGUCGCUGCGCACACCGCGUGGAGCUGCUCCGGCUCGCCGCCCAAGACCAAAUCCGACUAUUUAAGUCGGCCGGCGUCUCGAAACCCUAACCCAUCCACCUCCCCCCUCUUCGCCGCCGCCAGUCUGAGCUCAUCCACCUCCUCCCUCUCCCGCUCCGGCGCUUUGCCCCCGGUCCGACGCUCCGCCCACGCUCUAGCACUCUGCCAUGGUUCGGAGCAAGAUCACCUACUACACCAUGCUGACGCCGGAGCGCCGCGCCGAGAUCCAGCAAGAGAUCCAGGCGAGGCAAGCCGCGCGCGCCGCCGGCAUCGCUGCCGGGGAAGAGGAGGAGAUGGCUCUGAUGGAGGUGGAGGAGGGG